Paramecium pentaurelia is the source of this 595-nucleotide messenger RNA. The record is from the annotation of a GenBank genome assembly. Lineage: Eukaryota; Ciliophora; Oligohymenophorea; Peniculida; Parameciidae.
AAUGCAAGAGGUAUUCGAAUGUGGGUAUUCAUCAUUUCAUCCUAUUGCUGAUGAAGCUUAGGAUUCAAAUUGUCCAUAUGAUCAAAACAGUUAUCGACCAGCUAUCUUUGAAAUGAAGGAAUCUGAGUAAAUAAUUAAAUAAAAUUUCAUAACUAAUCAUCAAUAAUAAUCAAAUUAAUUGUAUAAAAAUUUUGAGAACAAUUAAACUAGAAUAGAUUAUAAAAAUUUGCCAAAAUUAAUAGGCAAUCAUUAUUAUAAAUAUAUUGAAUAAAAUAAUAUUACAAAAACAAAAGGUGUGGAAAAUUUUUAUAAUUCUAGAAAAAUUAAAAAAGAUAAAGGUAACAAAAAAGCAAAACAAAUAUCAACUACAAUAUCAGAUUUAAGAGAAAUAUGUAAAGCUGAUAAUUAAUCUAAAACUACUUUUAAGAGAUUUAUAAAAAAAUAAUUGUUUAUUGAUUUGAUACACAGUCCUAAAAUUGAAGAUCCAUUAAAAUAUCUUGAUGGAAUUAGUACUUAUUAUGCUGCUGCUGAUGAACCAGAUAAAAUGAUUAGUAGCCAUCUCUUGAGUUCCAAAAAUGAAACUUUAAAAAAAUGA